AUGCCUUGCUUCACGGUCUUCAAAGGCAGCCCAGAUGGCUCAAUCAAGAAAGCCAUGACGGAGAAAACAGAGCCCACGGGUGACCAAGUCUUUGUCAAAGUCACUGCUUCCGGUCUCUGCGGCACCGAUGUCCACUACCGCACCCAAGACAUGGUCCUCGGCCAUGAGGGCGUCGGCAUUGUGGAAGCCACGGGCCCUGAAGUUCGCCGGCUGAAGAAAGGCGAUCGCGUGGGAUGGGGCUAUGAGCACGACAGCUGCGGGCUCUGUGAGCUUUGCCAGUCUGGCCGUGAAACAUUCUGCUCUAGUCGCAGCAUGUAUGGAUUUGCAGACUUUGAUCAAGGGUCCUUCGCUUCCGGUGCCAUUUGGAGGGAAGCAUUCCUCUUCAAACUUCCCGACCGUCUCACAGAUGUCGAAGCUGCACCGCUCAUGUGUGCAGGAGCAACCGUUUUCAACGCUCUCCACAUGCUCGAAGAUGCUGCCAUCGCCCGUGUGGGCAUUGUUGGUGUCGGCGGCCUUGGCCACCUGGCGAUCCAGUUUGCGGCCAAGAUGGGUUGCGAUGUCGCUGUUUUCAGUAGCACCGACUCCAAGAAAGAGGAGGCCAUGAUGCUUGGUGCGAGGGCCUUUUACGCUACCAAAGACAAGAAAGUGCUCGACAUUGGCGAGAAGAAGCUCGACAUCGUGCUCGUCACCACGAGCAUGCCACCAGACUGGAAGCUUUACAUCCCGCUUCUUAGCCCCGGUGCGACUAUUUUCCCACUUACCAUCACCCUUGGGGAGUUCAGUAUCCCCUCCCAGGCUCUUAUUUCUAUGGGGCUCCGCGUUCAAGGCUCAAUGGUUGCGUCUCGCGCUAUCCAGAAGCAAAUGCUAGAGUUCGCCGCGCGAAAUGGUGUUAAGCCCAUGGUUGAGACAUUUCCUAUGACAGAGAGCGGUAUUAUGAGGGCUUUCAAGACACUGGAAGAUGGGCGAAUGCGAUAUCGUGGGGUACUGGUACCUAGCCCUGUGGAAUAG
Ilyonectria robusta is the source of this 1008-nucleotide messenger RNA. RefSeq names its product chaperonin 10-like protein. Gene Ontology annotation, molecular function: alcohol dehydrogenase (NADP+) activity; zinc ion binding. The record is from RefSeq and is a predicted model, not a curated record. NCBI's taxonomy places the organism in Eukaryota, Fungi, Ascomycota, Sordariomycetes, Hypocreales, Nectriaceae. Bases 1 to 1008 code for a protein of 335 amino acids. The transcript has a single exon. Gene Ontology annotation, biological process: alcohol metabolic process.